UAAACUUGUAUGUAUAUUGCUACACGUAUGUAGACGGAGAAUAGCUGUAUGUUUGAGUAGUACGACUCGAAUUCCAUAAGCUUUCGAGGUGGAAAGGUGACUAUUACUCAAAAACAUAGUCGCUAUUUCAUAUUCGUUUAAUAUUCUAUUUUAUAAAAACUAGAAAUAUUCGACUGCUAUCGAAUCCAGGAAAAUUUUGCAUGAUGAAUUUGUUAGGUUUCCUCACAUUUUGGAUAGUUUCAACUGAACUUUCAAUGGUUAAUGCAAAAAAUCUGCUGAAAUUAAGUGAUAUGAUUAACUCUCCAUUCAGCGGCGACAGCUAUAACGGCUACUGGAAGUCAGAUGUUGAAUUGGGCAAAUUUUUAAAGGGAAACUCUGUAGAAACAUAUAAUGUAGUAACCAAAAAAAAAGGUACAGCGCUUGAAGGAAGUUAUUAUAGUAAUUUCUCACUUUACUUGGACAUAGUUAGUAAUUCUGAUGAUCUACAAUGGACUUUGAUCCCACAUGAUUGCAUUGAGGUUUAUGCAAAUUCACACUUAUGUAUUACCACUGUCAUAGAAAUGAAAUCUGGUGUUCAGCACAUUCUUGCUGGUGGAGAACCUGUGCAAAUUGCUCGGUUUGUAACCAAAUCCAAUGCAGUUAUUUACGUGUUCAAAAAUGAUAUUUACUAUACAGAGCCGCCCUAUUCUCCCAAUACUGUUGUCAGGUUGACAUUGAAUGGAGUGCCAGGUGUUAUAUUUAAUGGAGUCUGCGACUGGGCUUAUGAAGAUCGGAUUUAUAAAAAAACUAAAGCAUUUUAUUUUUCGUCCGAUGGUGCUUUUAUGAGCUACCUUUCGUUUGAUGAUUCCAAAUUACCAACAGAACACUAUUCAAGUUAUUCGGCAUUUUUGAGUACAACUACUUAUCAAUAUGCGCACGACGUGGCGACCAGAAUGCCAAAGCCAGGAACUCCUAUCCCAGUGGCAAGUGUACAUAUAAUUUGUCUGAAGACUAAAAAGGAAAUCGUCAUAGAUGGCCUACAACCUCCUGUGGAUCUCGUGACAAAGGAGAACAUUGCUGUACAGCUGGACUGGGCAGAUGAAAAGAAUGUGGUUGUUGCAUGGGCCAAUCGCAUUCAGAACUAUGUUGUUACUAAUAUGUGUGAUGUUACAACCAGUAAAUGUCAAAAGAUUCUCGAGACCAAACAAACUAAUGGAUGGAUUCAAUACCCUACAUAUUAUUUCAAAACGGCAUCUUAUUUUGCAAUUAUUCUACCUCAGCCCCAAGGUAAAGCUGGAACUUAUCAGCAUUUGACCAUUGUAGAGAACGGAGUUCAAAAGCCGUUGACAUCUGGAUUGAGAACGGUUGAUUCAAUUGUUGAAUAUGAUACUGAACACUCCUUGAUCUACUAUCUCGCUACUAAUCUGACAAACGUGAACAGCCUUCAUUUGUAUGUGAUCAAAGAUGAUGGAUCGCAACCUGAAAAGUGUCUCUCCUGUGAUAUCUGUCCAGCAUCUGUUGAAGCCUCUAUGAGUACAAAUAACUCUUACUUUAUAUUAAAUUGUAAAGGACCUGGCCCUGCUACUUACAAUGUUUACUCCAAUACUGGAGAGUUUGUCAUGGAAUUGAUAAACAACACUGAAACGAAAGAGAUGCUGCAGCAGCUUCUUUUACCAACUUCAUAUAAGUAUGAAAUAACUUUGGCCGACGGUGUGAGCAACGCAUCUGUUUAUCUCAAACUACCUCCAAACUUUGAUGAAACCAAAAAAUACCCAUUUAUGCUGAAUAUAUGGGGAUUCCCUGAUGAUAAGCAGGUUAAAGAUGAGUAUUCCCCUCCAGAUAUAUGUGAUUAUUUGGCAACAGCAAUGGAUGUGGUUGUGGUGAGCAUUGAUGUCAGAGGGAGCUCUGGCAGAGGAGAUAGCUACACUUUUUCUAUCUAUAAGAAAGCAGGUCAAGUUGAAGUUGAGGACCACAUUUUUGUGACCAAAGCACUGAUGAAGAAACACUCGUACAUUGAUCCGCAACGCAUUGCAGUCUUUGGAAUUGGCUAUGGAGGAUGGAUUGCUACCAUGAUUCUAGCGAGAGACACCGAAAACAUUUUCAAAUGUGGAAUAGCCAUGAAUCCAAUCACAAAUUUCAUGUAUUUUGAUGCCUUUUAUACUGGGAAACUCUUGGGUUUGCUCGCGGAUAAUCCAGCAGGCUACAACUACACUGAUGUUACACAGCUUUAUGAGGGCUUUAGAGGGAAGAAGUAUCUGCUGAUGGCAGGGACAUUAGCUGCUGAAUCUCUGUAUCUGCACAGUGCGGCCCUUGCUAGGAGUUUGCAGAUGAAUCUUGUUCCUUUCCGAUUCAUGCCUUUCAUCGAAGAAGACUUUCCUGACGCAGAUUGGACAAUUGUGAACAAUGCAAUCUUCCUCGUAAUGGAAGUGGUGCAGUUCUUGUCGGAAUUCUAUGGAGUGGAACCAAAAAGCAAAGCCUGACAAUGGAAUGUUCAAUGUCUACCGUCGGACUUCAAUCAUUCAAUACUAUCAUUAUAAUUAUUAUCUAUUUAUUAUAGUCACAAGGGUUUUUCACGAUGCUGAGUUAGCUAUCUAAGGGCCAUAUGCACCAUCUACAUUGAACGCUGAACCACAAUUACCUACUGGUCACAUUCAUUCUGAUUAGUUACAUUCCAGGUUUAAAUGAUCUGAUGAUUUAUCGCGGUUUAAACUGAGAUGGUGCAUAUGGGCCUUAGUCGAGCUAUUUGUUAAUUGGAAUAAGCUUUUUCUGUAAUGUACUAUAUUAUAAAUCAAUGAACUAUA
This is a messenger RNA of Nilaparvata lugens (brown planthopper), 2780 nucleotides long. Its product is annotated as venom dipeptidyl peptidase 4-like. Gene Ontology annotation, biological process: proteolysis. Gene Ontology annotation, molecular function: dipeptidyl-peptidase activity; serine-type peptidase activity. The transcript has 15 exons. Lineage: Eukaryota; Metazoa; Arthropoda; Insecta; Hemiptera; Delphacidae. The coding region runs from base 201 to 2459 and encodes 752 amino acids. The record is from RefSeq and is a predicted model, not a curated record.